Molecule: messenger RNA, 3255 nt
Organism: Nematolebias whitei (Rio pearlfish)
Lineage: Eukaryota; Metazoa; Chordata; Actinopteri; Cyprinodontiformes; Rivulidae
Gene: crim1
Product: cysteine rich transmembrane BMP regulator 1 (chordin-like)
Exons: 15
Coding region: 1-2808 (935 amino acids)
Cellular component (GO): extracellular region
Molecular function (GO): serine-type endopeptidase inhibitor activity; protein binding
Source: RefSeq, a predicted model, not a curated record
AUGUUCGGCAAAAAAUGCUCCGUUAUUUCGCUGAACGUCCUCUUUCUGGUGCGCGCGCUCCUGGCUCACGAGUGCACGCCUUGUAACCUCCGGACUUGUCCGGUCAAAGCGCCGCGCGGUGCCUGUGAGCGCGGCCGGAGUUUGGCGAGGGAUCCCUGCGGAUGCUGCGAUCAGUGCGCGCGGCUGGAGUGGGAGACGUGCGGCGGUCCGGACUGGGUGCACGGAUACUGCGCCCUGGGGCUGACCUGCGCCUCUGUCAACACGACAGGAGCUGCCACCAUCCCUGAGACUGGGGUGUGUAAAGUACUUCCUGACCAUCCAGAAGCAGGCCUCGAGGAUGAGCGCUGUCCACUCAUGACAGGUUGUGACAGAGCAGGGGGUCAGUGUGUGUGCGAUGCACGGCACUCCUGCUUGGGAUCUUUCACCUAUCCGAACAGAGAAACCUGUCUGAAGGCCGGCAAGUCAGACGGUUGGAGACACGAGCAUCGGGAGAGACACAGAGAGAAGUACGUGGGACCGGCUAAUCCUGCGUGCACGUUCUCCGGAUGCAACCUGACUGCUGAGGGCUGUGUUUGUGAAUCUCAGAGCUGCCGCCACCACUUUGCCUACAUUAACCGCAGCCAGUGCCAGGAAGCAGCAGAACAGCUGAGGUGUGCUGGGGUGACAUGUCCUGCUCUGCCAGUUCCCUCCUGCCCCAAGGGGUCAGUCCUGACCAAGAGUUACACACCCCCUGCUGGUUGCUGCCCUUCCAUAUCACCCCAGUGCACUUGUGACUUUAGUGCCUGCCAGAAGCCCCACUGCCCGAGCGGACAGCACCUCGUUCCACUCAGUCAGGCCAGCGGUCAGCCAGGAGACUGCUGUGAUGUCUUUGAGUGCCGGAAAGUCUCUCCCAAGUGUGUCUUCAAUGGGAAGGAGUUCUCGGAAGGAGAGGUGUACCGCAUGGACCCCUGCUGGCUGUGCCAGUGUCGUGGAGGAAUCUCCUUCUGCUCCAAGGCAGAGUGCGCUGAGCUAGAAUGUGAAAACUUCUACGUUCCUGAGGGCGAGUGCUGCCCUGUCUGCAUAGAUGUGGAGUUGUUGUCAUCAGACAGCACAAAGGCCAGUUGUUGGGCAAAUAAUAAGCUGCGAGCUCAUGAGGAGCAGUGGAAAGAGGAUGACUGCACCUUCUGUCAGUGUGUGGAUGGGGAUCCUCACUGUACAGCUAUGGCCUGCAAACAGAGCUGCCAAAACCCUGUGAAGAUCCCAGGAGAGUGCUGUCCCUUCUGUGAAGAACCUUCUUAUGAGACAGUUAGCCCCAUUUUGUGCCCACCUCUGGAAAACUGCACCCUGUCAGUGAAUGACUGUCCUCAUGGCUUCCAUCAAGACAAAAAUGGAUGUCUCCUCUGCCAGUGCCUUACCAAUGACUCCUGUCCUGACUUGGAAAAAUACUGUUCUCUGCAAUGUCCAAAGGGAUAUGAGAGGGAUGAUUUUGGCUGUGAGGUGUGUGAGUGCAGCAUCCCCACAUCCAAGUGCCGACCUCUGACCUGCACAAAGACCUGCCCCUAUGGAUAUGUGAGGAACAAGCACGGCUGUGAAAUGUGUCGCUGCGUCAAAUGUCCUCCCUUCACCUGCGACAAGCACUGCAGCAAUGGCUAUCGACAGAACCGGAAGGGCUGCUCCCUCUGCAUGUGUGACGAAAGCAGCCGUGUCCCAGCCACCACCGUUCCAGCCCCAACACCCAGCUACUGCCACACCUCCAACGGGCACCGUUACGAGGAGGGUGACAGCUGGCACGAUGGCUGUCGGGACUGCUUCUGCCACUCUGGACGGGAGAUGUGCGUGCUCAUAUCCUGCCCCAUACCCAGCUGCCCUCAUCCUGUCGUCAAGCCUGAUCAGUGCUGUCCCACCUGUGAUGAUGAGUCUGGCAGCGGGCAACCAGAGGUGGUUUGCAGAGCACCUGGUGGGGAAUUUUAUGUGGAGGGGGAGACCUGGAACCUGGACGAGUGCACACGCUGCACCUGCAGGAAGGGUCGCGUCCUGUGCGACACUGAAGUGUGUCCCCCGGCUCUCUGUCAGACGCCCACCAGAAACAAGGACACCUGUUGCCAUGUGUGCCCAGAGGAGACGCUGAGCCCUUUGCUGCCGGUAAACAGCAGCCAGCAGCAGUACUGCAUAACCAUCGAGGGGGACGUGCUGCUAGCAGGGGACUCCUGGAAGGCCAACGCCUGCACCAGCUGUGCCUGCAACAACGGCACCAUUCAGUGUUUCUCGCAGCGCUGCCCGGCUGUCAACUGCAGGGUACCGGUUUUACGCAAAGGCCAGUGCUGCCCACACUGUCUCGAUGUGACGACGUCGGUGCCAGUGAUCGUGUCCACCCGCUCUCCUAAGACGGUGGUCAGCACUACAGGGGGGGACGCACCUCGGAUCACCACAGUCACUGUCACACUUGUCAUUGCUGAUACAGAUAAGCCAGGUUUGGGUGAGAAUUUCCCCAGCCAAACAGAAAUGGCCCUUGUUUACCAGUCAGCAGCCUGGAUCCUGGCAGGCCUCCUCUUGGCCAUCAUUAUCUUCCUCAUUGUGGCGUUACUCAUCAACAAGAAGAAGAAGUGGGUGCAGAUGUCCUGCUACAGUGCACCAAAGAAGACGGUGAUCCUGAAAAAGCACAUAAACAAGAACUCCGUCAUCUACAUGGAACCCUCCAAGGAGAACAAGUUUCAGAACGUGAAGAACGACUGCGGCAUCAUCCACUUCGCACCGGACAUCGGCUCCCCUGACAAGAUGACCAUCCCCAGGGCCAAGCUGAGCCUGAACAACGACUGGACGACCCGCUAAAAACACAAAACAGCAAAAACAAACAAAACUUGCAGAUCAGAGCUGCUGGUUGGUUCGUCCCAACCUUCCUUUUGUGUUAUAGUCAAAUCAAAGAUGCUCAGCGCGACACAAAACACUGUUUCUUUCAUUACGUGGCCAUUUCUGUGUUUGGACGUUCGGGUGGAGUGACACGCUAAGUGGACAUGUUAAGGACACGGGAACUCUGGACUGUGCUUUACAAAAAGAAAAAGGAGCAAGCAAAAAGAGUCGUCUUUGACUAUGAACACUGUAAUGUCACUGCUUCUUAUUGCCUCCUUUGAAACUGGAACUAACGGGGGUAGAUUAAAAAGCUUUAGGACAGGGGUUUUUGGAAUGUGGUUUAAAUGGAAUCUUGGGAAGGCUAACCCCCAGGAAAUGCAACGGCGCAUCAUUAAUGUGACCAAAGAACAGUCGAAUAGCACUGCAGAC